CCUACAUCCCCUCCUUUCCUCCUUUAUCCCACUAUUUCCCUUUGGCCUUAUGUAGGCUCUGUCUAAAAAUGAUUUUGCCUUGAACUUCUAUGUCUUCUAUUGCUAAGUGUACAUCGUUAUUUGUAAGUUGCAUUGGAUAAAAGAGUACGCUAAAUGUAAUGUAAUGAAAAAUCAUUUUUUAAAAAGUCUAAGAUGCCAGUAUGCACAGUAUUCUGAUAAAAACUCUUAUGUCCAGGUCUGCCACUUCUGCCCAUGGAAGGACACUCUAAAGGAGGCGAAUCUGGGCCGGAUGGAGAAUCGUGGGCAUUGCCCACAGCGCUCUACAUAAUCCCAGUGUACACCAUCAACGUCACCAACAGCACCAACUCCACUCCGGAGGAGCUGGUCCUGUUCUCGCCGUAUUACCAGCACUCGCUGGGCAUGGCGGCCGUCUUCAUCCUGGCCUACCUGUUCAUCUUCCUGCUCUGCAUGAUCGGGAACGGCGUGGUGUGCCUGAUAGUCCUAAGGAAUCGACACAUGUGGACGGUCACCAAUGCCUUCAUUCUCAACCUGUCCAUCAGCGAUCUCCUCGUGGGCAUCUUCUGCAUUCCCACAACCUUAGUGGACAAUCUCAUUACAGGUUGGCCCUUCAGUGAUGUGAUGUGCAAACUGAGUGGCCUGGUGCAGGGGACGUCCGUCUGCGCCUCCGUCUUCACCCUCGUGGCCAUCGCCGUGGACAGGUUCCGCUGCAUUGUUUACCCAUUUAAGCCCAAGCUCACGCUGCUGGUUGCGAAGGCAACCAUCGGGCUGAUCUGGCUGCUGGCUCUGGUCAUCAUGUUCCCGUCGGCCCUCAUGCUGACGGUGGAGCAGGAGAGGGGCCACUUCACAGUUUAUAACGGCGACUACAACCUCAGCUACCCGCUGUACUCCUGCUACGAGACCUGGCCGGACCCGCAGAUGAGGAAGGUCUACACCACGGUGCUGUUCGCCCACAUUUACCUGGUGCCCCUCGUCCUCAUCAUCCUCAUGUACGGCCGCAUUGGCGCUAAGCUCUACACCACCACGGUGCUGGGCAACGUGGAGCAGGCCGAUGGCACCCCUCACGGAAAGUGCCCCGUCUCCCAGAGGAAGAUUAAAGUCAUCAAGAUGCUGAUCGUGGUGGCGCUGCUCUUCAUGCUGUCUUGGCUGCCCCUGUGGACUCUCAUGCUGCUGACGGAUUACGCUCGACCUGAAGGGGAGCAGCUGGAGCUCCUGACGGGCUACGUUUUCCCCUUCUCGCACUGGCUGGCCUUCGCCAACUCCAGCGUCAAUCCCAUCAUCUACGGCUACUUCAACGAGAACUUCAAGAGGGGCUUCCACGCCGUCUGUCAGCAGACGUCCUGCUGCAGCCGAGGGAGGCAUUCCAGGCUGGGUAUCAAGAGGCCUGAACGAGGUGCCGAAGUUUCCGCACACCUGGAUAAAACCCUCAACUCUAACAACCUCAGCUUGGGGGUGAGGAACAGAGUCUACACAGACAGCGACUUAACGGGCUGCGUUCGUCUUGAGAUGGAGCACAGGAGGGCUUCUGCGGAGCUGAGGAGCUCGGGGGCUGAAGGGGGGCUCGGAGGAACGUUGAUCAAAAGAGAGCUUCUGGAAAACAUGGAGUGGAUCAGUCCAGCAGGUGCUACCGUCUACCAGGCCUGGGAACUUUAAAUAAGAACCUUUAUAGCAAGGCUGUACAUAGCUGAAGACCAAGAUUACCCUUACACUGGCGUAAGAUGGCUUUAGAUGGUAAAAUGUUCAACACAGCAACAUAACUUUCAUACUGUUGGAAGCCCAAAAAAUGAGCUGUGACUAUGUACAACUUGUUUAUGUACAGAUAUGUGUAGCAUUUCUCUCAUUUUUGAAUGAUUUCAAGCUGUCACUGACUUUUUUUUCUUUUUUAUGUUCAUCUACAUGCUUAUACAGGGACAGUUGGACAAUGAAACUAAAACACCUGUCAUUUUAGUGUGGGAUUUUAGGUUUCAUGGCUAAAUUGGAGCAGUCUGGUGUUCAAUCUUGUGUGAAGGUUCAAUAAGCAGGGUAAGAGCACAGUUCUGCUCUAAAUAUUACAAUGCACACAACAUUAUGUGUGACAUACCAGAGUUCAAAAGAGGACAAAUUGUUGGUGCACGUCUUGCUGGAGCAUCUGUGACCAAGACAGCAAGUCUUUGUGAUGCAUCAAGAGCCACGGUAUCCAGGGUAAUGUCAGCAUACCACCAAGAAGAACCGACCACAUCCAACAGGAUUAACUGUGGACGCUGUAAGAGGAAGCUGUCUGAAAGGGAUGUUUGGGUGCUAUCCGGGUAUUCUAUUCUAUUGGGAAGUUAAGAUGCCUUUGGCAGGGCAAAUUAAAAGACACUUUGGAUAUUUUAGCAUCACUUCAUUAAUAAUCGUAGAGUGUGUAUAUAUUUUGUCCCUGUACUGAUUCAGAAAACCGUGACAAUAACAUUAUUUACUUAUCAUACAAAAUGUAUGUUUACUUAGUGAGGUGAAUGCAUUAACACGAAUGAGCUGCUGUAUAUCUGUGUGUUGUAUAUCUGUUAAAAACAGCUAUUUUAUUUUAAUUUAUUUGUGUUUAAGGGAUAUUUGAAAAUUCUCUUGCAAUGUCUGAACAUUCUGAAUCAUUAAAAAAAAAUCACUGUAUUAAAAGGAAGUAAAUGCAUUACCAUAAUGCUGAUACUAUAUUAU
Astyanax mexicanus (Mexican tetra) is the source of this 2688-nucleotide messenger RNA. RefSeq names its product neuropeptide FF receptor 1 like 3 (gene npffr1l3). The transcript is spliced from 3 exons. NCBI's taxonomy places the organism in Eukaryota, Metazoa, Chordata, Actinopteri, Characiformes, Acestrorhamphidae. Gene Ontology annotation, cellular component: membrane. Gene Ontology annotation, molecular function: neuropeptide receptor activity; peptide binding. Gene Ontology annotation, biological process: G protein-coupled receptor signaling pathway. The record is from RefSeq and is a predicted model, not a curated record. The coding region runs from base 253 to 1671 and encodes 472 amino acids.